Molecule: messenger RNA, 2320 nt
Organism: Xylona heveae TC161
Lineage: Eukaryota; Fungi; Ascomycota; Xylonomycetes; Xylonales; Xylonaceae
Exons: 2
Coding region: 444-1904 (486 amino acids)
Biological process (GO): regulation of transcription by RNA polymerase II
Molecular function (GO): DNA-binding transcription factor activity, RNA polymerase II-specific; RNA polymerase II cis-regulatory region sequence-specific DNA binding; protein dimerization activity
Source: RefSeq, a predicted model, not a curated record
CAUGUGAUCGGUGGGGAGUAGCUUGCACAGUGUUAAUGUGCACACCAAACGCAAGUCUUCGCCAAUAACACUUGGAUGGUAGUCAAGAUCUCAUCAUGUCUCUAGAGAAACGCUUCAUUUAGAGACUUAGACCCUUCGAUAUCUCGAACGCAAUCGAAAACUCUAGUUGUACAACCAAAUAAUAUAUCAGGGGACUGUCAGCCUCACGACACCGUGAAAGCCUUCUGCGUUGAGUGGUGGAUCCUCUUCGCUGGACGUGUGUCUCUCGGAGCCGCUCAUACAGCGGCUCCUACCCGCCAAGGCAUUCUUAUAUUCUCCUCUUGUCCUUACUCUCGAGCGGAGAAUCCAGCCAAGACCGUCUCUGAACUUGCAGGAGCGAAGACAAUGAACAGUCAGCAACCUGUGCAAGCAUCCUGCGUCACAGUUCGAUCUCUGCCAUAACCAUGGUGGCGAGCCCUUCAAAGCGCCGGAAUACCGGCGCCUCUCAACAGCAUCAGUCAAAUCAAGCUACUUUCGAUAUGAAUUCUACAAAAUCUCCCCCGGCGCAAUUGCCUUUCGGCUAUGCAUUUCAAGACUCUCAUCAGAUCCCUUAUCCUUCACCUCCCGCACCUGCGCCAGGCCCUGCACUGCUCGAUGACAGCGAGUCCCAUAUGUUGGAUAGCUUUUUUGACACGCUUGGCUCGUCAGGUUUCGAGGGCAGUGACUUCUUUCUGGAGCGGCCAUUUCUAGACAAGACCGGCGAGCCACUUAAUUCUAGCUGGUUCAAUGAGCUUCCUCCUACCUUUCACGGGACCACGACCUCUCUUCAACAACCUCUUGCAACGCCUGCUUAUGCGAAUAAUGAUCAUUUGAACUUUCUGCAGGACAAUUCUCAUAAUGAUACCUCUGCUGAUGUUCUCGCUGCUGCUUCUACUCUCUUUAAUAACGGACAAGCAACGCAAACAGACGAAUCAUCCAAUCAAUCUCUCUUUCCUCCGCACGCUGUGGACGCCAUCUUUCGAGGUGCUCGCGAGGACUUUUCUUCGUCGAGAAGGGCUUCUGUUCCAGUGUACCAAAAGGACUCUACUGGCUCCAUGCCAAAAUAUUCGCCAGUUCCUCGCCAGUCACAGAAUUUACCUCCUGGAAUUCCCCAGACUCGACAUGGCAGCAUCUCAUAUAAUCGCAAUCAUGCUGGUCCCUCUUCGUCUUCUCUUUACAAUGCUCACAUGACAAAGACUGGUGAACUCCGUUGGGGCUCCGAUGUUAGCUUCCUGGCGCAUGGUUACGUUGCUCCACCAAAUCAAGAAACAGAAGAGGAAGUAACAAAGGAUUUGAUGCACAAAAUGGAAUGCUUAGAGCCUCAAAUGAGCGCCAAUAGUACUGCGCCGCCAAGUCCCUCGCUUCAAAGGCAAAAGACGAAACAGGAAGAUAAUUUUACCGCCAAAACGAGACCGAAACCUAGCCAGGAAGCUGGCGUGGAUGUCGAAGAGGGGCCGAAAGCGAAGAAGCGGAGGAAGAGCAAAGCGAAAAUCGAAGACAGAGGUGAUCAAGAGUCAGUCACUGUCGCAAAAUCAAAGAAGGGGAAAUCGGUCGCAAACGAAAGUCGCGUCCAAAAUCCUAAACCGCCAGCUAUGUCGGCUUCACCAGAGCGGCGCGAAUCGCCGACCAACGGGCAGAAGCAACCCCGUGAGAACCUCAGCGAGGAACAAAAGCGCUCCAACCAUAUCCUUUCCGAGCAGAAGCGACGAAAUCUAAUCAAGCAAGGAUUUGAGGAUCUCUGCGAGCUGGUCCCUGAACUAAACGGAGGCGGGUUCAGCAAAAGUGCGAUGCUCGUGCAAGCUGCUGACUGGCUUGAAAACAUGCUCAAAGGAAAUGAGAUGCUCAAGUCACAGCUGACUGCACUUGAAGGAAGAGCUAGAAGAUGAACCUGAGAGAGCGUCUGCCGCUUUCUCCCUUUUGGUUUUCAAUAAUGUCGUCUCUCAUUGUCUUCAAAGAAUGUCGCACUUGGCUUGGAGUUUCGGAUUUGCUAGCAUUAUCUUGGAUUGGGUUACCAAGGUGGCGUCGUUUGUGUCGAAGAUGGUUUGUAUAUUUAUAUCACCUCUAGUCAUCAGUUUGGGCCGCGUAUAUCUUGGUAUGAUUCGUUGCGUAACCUCCGUAUGAGGGGAAAUCUUUUGCCUUCCUUUCUAUAUAACAGGGUGCAAGGGUACCAAAACAGAUCUGCAUCCCUUUAUUAGUAUUGUAAUACAAGAAGAUAUCAAAAUCUUGCUUUAUAUAUUAUAACAAUACAAUUACUUUUGCAUCAAAUCAGAAUGUUCCCGACAAAAAAAAGUCUGGCAAAGUG